Messenger RNA from Anas platyrhynchos (mallard), 1184 nucleotides. NCBI's taxonomy places the organism in Eukaryota, Metazoa, Chordata, Aves, Anseriformes, Anatidae. The record is from RefSeq and is a predicted model, not a curated record.
AUGCCCAACAGCAGCUCUGUGAGUGAGUUCCUUCUGCUGGCAUUCGCAGACACACGCGAGCUGCAGCUCCUGCACUUCGCGCUCUUCCUGGGCAUCUACCUGGCUGCCCUCCUGGGCAACGGCCUCAUCCUCAGCGCCGUAGCCUGCGACCACCACCUCCACACCCCCAUGUACUUCUUCCUCCUCAACCUCGCCCUCCUCGAUGUGGGAUCCAUCUCCACCACUCUGCCCAAAGCCAUGGCCAAUGCCCUGUGGGACACCAGGGCCAUCUCCUAUCAAGGCUGUGCUGCACAGGUCUUUUUCUUUCUCUUCUUCAUAUCAGCAGAGUAUUAUAACCUUACUAUCAUGGCUUACGACCGCUAUGUUGCCAUCUGCAAGCCCCUGCACUACGGGAGCCUCCUGGGCAGCAGAGCUUGUGCCCAGAUGGCAGCAGCUGCCUGGGGCAGUGGCUUUCUCAAUGCUGCCCUGCACACAGCCAACACAUUUUCCCUGCCCCUCUGCCAUGGCAAUGCUGUGGACCAGUUCUUCUGUGAAAUCCCCCAGAUCCUCAAGCUCUCCUGCUCAAAUGCCUACCUCAGGGAAGUUGGGGCAGUUCUGUUUAGUGUUUCUUUAGUCCUUGGUUGUUUUGUUUUCAUUGUUUUCUCCUACAUGCAGAUCUUCAGGGCAGUGCUGAGGAUGCCGUCUGAGCAGGCUCGGCACAAAGCCUUUUCCACAUGCCUCCCUCACUUGGCUGUGGUCUCCCUGUUUCUUAGCACUGGCAUAUUUUCCUACCUGAGGCCCCCCUCCAUUUCCUCUCCAUCCCUGGACCUGGUCGUUGCACUUCUGUACUCGGUGGUGCCGCCAGCAGUGAACCCCCUCAUCUACAGCAUGAGGAACAAGGAUCUCAAGGAUGCAGUGAGGAAACUGUUUCCAUACAUGAUUCUUAAGCAUCCAUGAUGCUUUCAGAAGAUGUAUUCUUAAUAAUAUGCAAAUAUUUUGAUUCACAUUAUAUCAUAUCAUUUUUAUCGUUACUAGUGUUAUCAUAACAUUGUCAUUAAUAAGAAUCCCAAGAGAAAUCAAAGGAUAUUUGGGAAAAUGACACAACAUUUUUAAAAUUAUUUUUCUCUGUUAGUAUUUGAACAAUAUUUCAUUUUGGUUUUAAUAAUCUCAUUCUUAGCAUUCUGAAUGUUACUUCUUGUGUUAGG